AUGAAGGAUCGUAUCGCGUUCCAGAACACCAAGGUGACCCUGGAGUCCAUGUCGUGCGUCCGGGUGAUUGGCCGUGGCGGCUUCGGCGUGGUCAAGAUGGUCCAGGCAGCGCCACGCGUCGCCCGCGAUCUGCUGCCUGCGGUGUUCCACCUGCGGACGGCCCUGGCGGCGAGCGCGUGCCCUGCGUGCCCCUCGCUGGAGUGCCCGCACGUGGCGCUGCCGGCGUGCCCCGGCUUGCAGUGCGGGGACUGCUCGUGCCCAGAGCCGGCCGGCCUGGGCGGGCUGGGGCCGCUCCUCUGGGCGGGCGCGGGCAUCGCGCUCGCGAGCGCCGUGGUCGGGGGCUUCACGGGCUUCCUGCUUGGCGCGCUCGUCGGCGUCCCGUGCGGCGGGCGGUGGGUGUGCCUCACGCCCGACUUGCAGCUGCAGAUCCACGAUCUCAAUGAUCAGAGACACAAGGUGCUCUCGAGGAGGGCAGCCUUCCUGGCCAACGUCGCGGCCGCUUCGUACGUGUUCGACGACGACGCGGUCUCGGCCGCCCAGAUGGAGGAGUUCAGGAGCCAGGCGAAGGUGCAGGCAGCGAUCUUGGGGGACGGCGAGUUCGACGACGUCGAGGUCCACAAGUGGGUCGUGUACCAGGUCGACGAUGAGCACUUCGGCAAGGAGGUGCCCGAGGAGGUGCUGGCGGACGGACAGAGGUUCGUCCAUCUCGGGAACCUCGGUGUCGUGGACUGGCUCGGUGCCAAGCGAUUCGUGGAGCGAGUCAGGGACGACAAGGUCGACGACUGGAAGGAGAAGCGAGAGUCUUCGGAGGGCGACUCGAGGAUCCUCGGCUUGCAUCGCAAGAGGGGGAAGCGGAACUUGGCCCUCUCGGAUGCGGUCGACCUCUUCACGGAGGAGACGUUCGACGACUGGCCUUUCCCCCCGCCUAGGGCCGCCAAGGAGUACCUGGAGUCGAUACGGGACGGGCCCGGCUCGAUGGUGGUGUACGAGAGCGAGUGGAGGCAGGACAGUGGUGUUGGCGACGGUACGGCGGCGCUUCACGAGCACCGCAACAACACCGAGGUCCUGCGGCUGGCCCACCAGGUGGACCAGCUCAACGUGCCAAACCUGGCGUGCUUCGAGCAGUUGGUGCGCAGGCAGAUCCAAAUUGAGAUGGCGGUCGAGAGGAACGCGAAGCACCCCGACUACGCCGGCCUGGACCUGGUCAUGGGCGGCCCGACUACGGAGAGCGGUGCGGCGGCCAGCGCGGGCUUCCGCGGCUGGAUCUACAAGAAGCAGGGAGAGCGUGCGCAGACCCUCAAGCAGUCUCGUCUUCUUCGUGAGGAGCGGCUCAACGAGGACAAGCGUCAUAGGAGUGGCAAAGCAUGUCCGUCCCCGCCGACAGUUUUGACCGUGGAGGCGCUGGCGUCCGGCGGCGACUCUGCAGCCAGAGGUGUGCGGGGGACGCCCUUGCAAUGCGACGUCCUGCAGCACGUCGCUCGGCGCGUCAAGGCGUACGGCCCGCCGCCUCGAGACCUGGACGAAGACGGAGCCCUCGCGGAGCUCCUUGCGUCCAGGGACCUGUACUCGCAGGAGCCGAAGAACCUCGCCGAGUACGACAUCUCGAAGCUCAAGAUCUGCCGCUCGGGCACCGUGGCGAAGGACGCAAAGACGCUCCUGCCGCCCGAGACGGCGGGCCUCAUCAAGCACUAUAAGCAUUGCGUGGAGCGUGAUGCAGAGCAGAUACUGGAAGCUCGGGCGGCUGUGGACUUUCCCAGGCCGUAUUGGGACCCGAAGCUGGCGCGGGACCACGACAGCCUCUUCGAGCUCGUGGGCCGCCUCAGGGACGCCAACCUCAUCGGCUUCCGCAAGAAGCUCAAGGCGAAGGUCGGCAUCUUUUUCGUCAAGAAGAAGGACCCCGCGUGGAUCAGGCUCAUCAUUGGCGCCCGGCAGGCGAACCGCUGUCACAAGACGCCGCCGAAGACACGGUUGGGUUCGGUUGGCGGCUUCUGCGAGCUGGACCUCUCGGACACCGCGUUGCAGGACCUCGGGGGCUUCGGCGGCAUCUCGGAGAUCUGGGGCGGCACCAGCGACGUCGACGACUGCUUCUACCAGAUGCUGGUCGAGGAGCUGGGGUCCUGGUUCGGGAUCGACCUCCCGCGGGCCGCGGGUGCCUGGGGGGUUACCCAGGUCUAUGACGACGACCUGGGUCGACGCGUGGCGGUCGGGCCUUCUGAGGUGGUCUACCCUGUCUUCCACGGCAUGGCCAUGGGGUGGGCGUGGGCGCUGCACUUCGCGAACGAGGCCAUCUCCCACCUGGCCACCAAGAGCGCGGUGUGCCCCCGCUCGCUGGUACGCGAGCGGACGCCGGCCCCAGUGCUGCGGGCGGGGCAGGCCGUGUCGGGCGUGUACGUGGACAACUUCACCACGCUCGCCGGCGACCGCGAGACCGCGCUCGACUCGGUCCAGAGGUUCAGGCACGCGGCGGAGGAGGCGCACAUCGGCACCCACGUCGACUCCGAGGUCGCCGUGGUCUUCGAGAGCCUCGGGGUGGUCUUCGACGGGAAGCGGAGGUGUCUGCGCCACGUGCCGCGACGCGCUUGGCGCGUCUACCUGGCCACUCGGGCCCUUCGGCGACGCCGCUGGAUCCACGGCAACGUCAUGGAGAUCUGGCUGGGGCACGUCGUCAACCUGUUCAGUCUGUCUCGGCCGGCUUUGGCGUGCCUGCAGGCAGUCUACCCCUUUGUCGCGGCGGCGCGCGGGAGGCGCGUCCGCCUUACGCCAGCCAUCAAGAAUGAGAUGCGGCUCGUGCAGGGGUUGCUGUUCCUGUCCGAGUACGACCUGGGGGCCGAUUUCAGCCACGAGGUGUACUGCUCGGACUCCUCGAGCUUUGGGUACGCCUUGCUGUCGACCACUGCGACGAGCUCGGAGCUUCGUGACCUCACCCGCUAUCGUGAAAGAUGGCGGUUCAAGCUCGUCGACACGCUGCCCGAGGUCGGGCUGCUUCGUCCAGAGUGGGUCGAGUACGCGGGGGGCCGCCUCGCGCCUGGAGGAUCGUGGGAGUUUCCUGAGGGUGCCUAUGCUGACGUUGCUGUGCGAGGGUCUCGACCCUGUGCCAUCGGCCCGCAGACGCAGUUUGGGCGCUCGCUGGAGGCAGCUUCCCAGGAGCGGCCUUUUUCCCGGCCUCGAGUCGGGCGCCGCUCACGGGAACCGCGGCCGCGGCCCAGGCAGGAGGAGGUCGAGGUCCCGAGCGCCGUGCCCCCCAUCGACCGCUGCUGGGACGAUCUCCGAAGGUGGAGGCAUCUUCGGGUCGGGCGCUGGCGCUGGACAGAGGAGCACAUCAAUGUCAAGGAAGGCCGCGUGUCCCUCUUCGGCCUUCGCCGAGCGACUCGCAGCCGCCACAACCACGGGAAGCGGGUCGCCUCUAUCGGGGACAACCUGGUCUCAAUCUGUGCCUUCGAGAAGGGCCGCGCGAAGUCGUGGGCCCUCAAUGCGCUGGCGAGGCGGGCGGCUAGUUACCAGAUUGCUGCUCGGAUCCGCUGGCACUCACGGCACGUCGAGAGCAAGCGCAACGUCGCCGAUGCCGGCUCGCGCCUGCACGAGACCGUGGCUCUCGAGCUCUUUGCCGGCGAAGCGGGCCUCACUUGUGCUCUCCGAUCCCGCGGGCUGCGGGUCGGGCCGCCGUUCGAACUGGAGCGUGGUGCGAAAUUCGACCUCACCAGGAAAAGCACUCAGAACCUCAUCAAGUCCUGGAUCCUCUCGGGCCUCAUAUGGUACAUCCACUUGGGUACCCCAUGUACGGUCUGGUCAGUGGCGAGGCGAGGGGUGUCUAAUCUUGGGAAGGCUUACGCUAAGGAGGCGGUGGCGGUGGAGCUGGCUCUCUUCACCGUGGAGGUCUGCGUCUUGGCCUCUAGAUGUGGGGUCCUCUGGAGCCUGGAGAACCCCUCGUCGUCAGGUCUCUGGGAGUUCAAGCCUGUCGUGGACCUCAUGGGGCUCCCCAAGGUCUUCAAGGUCUCCUUCCACAUGUGCCAGUAUGAGGUCCUGCACAAGAAGCCCACCACAGUGCUCACCAACCUAAGUGUUCUGGGGGUCAUGUGCAUCGCGUCCUUGAAGGGCAGGAGCGAGUCUUGGGAGCAGAUGGACCAAGUUUUGUCAACCAGUGGGAUGAAGAUCUUGCCUCGCUUGUCGGACGGCGACGGUAUCCAGCCGUCCAGGGAGCGCCUCCGCGGAGUGGUGAAGGGAGCGAUUCUGAAGUCCCCGCUCGAGCGACGGACUACAUCCGCGACCACAGGCUACGGUUUGGCCGCCACCGCCCGCUCUGGGCCGCGGAGGCAGAAGGCACUGAGGAGGCAGGCGGUGGCCGCUAGAGCUGCUGCGCCUCCCGAUCGCUUCCUCCAGGAGAGCACGGCUGGCGAUAAGGCGAAGGACAUCUACCGCCGCGAGCUGGAGAAGUUCUACGACUGGGCCGAGCAGCAGAGCCGUCCCGUCGGAUCCCUCUCGCUGGCGACGACGAUGAAGGAGUAUUUCUUCAGCAAGUUCCAGGAGGGCUAUGGGCCGAGCGUCGGCCGCGCCGUCUUCUUCGGUUACUUGUUGCUGAAGUCCAACAACUACAAGCAGGAGCGGGAGCGCCUCAGCGACGUCGAGAGAGCGAUCGCCGGCUGGGCCAAGCGGUCCCGCGAGGUGGUGAAGGACCCUGCGCCCCAGGAGGUGCUGCUGGACAUGGGCGCGUGGAUGCUGGACAACGGCCGCGGUGAGAGCGCGGCGUGCUUGGCCCUUCAGCUGGACGACUACGGGCGCCCGUCCGAGAGCGUCGAGCUGGUGGUAGGCAACAUGCUGCCGCCUGUCCCAGGUGUCCGCGGCACGGCUUCGCGGGACUGGGGCGUCGUCUUCGCCCCCGCGGAGCUCGGCUUCGUCACUAAGACUGGCCAGGUCGACGACUCCGUGGUGUUGGGCAGUCCUUCGCGGCCGUGGGCUCCGAAGGUGGCUGCCGCGCUGGUUCAGCGCGUGACGCAGACUUCCGGCGGCCGCAGCAUGCCAGCAGAUCCUCGCGCUCCUCUUUUUCGCAGCUUGACCUUGGCAAAGUACGAGCACGACUUCAAGGCAGCGUCGAAGGCCCUCAACUACACUAAGCUGAACGUGACGCCUCACACCGUCAGGCACACCGCCCCGUCUCACGACAUCUAUCACAAGCAUCGGAACCUUGAGCAGGUGCGUCGGCGCGGCCGUUGGGCGGCCAAGAAGAGUGUGACCAGGUACGAGCGCCAUGCCAAACUGUUGAAGCAGUACAACAAGCUCGACCGCGUCCAGAUCUCGAGGAUGAACCGUUCAGCCCAGUCGUUCCCAGACAAGUUGUUGAGCUACCUGAGGAAGCGCUGA
Messenger RNA from Prorocentrum cordatum, 5355 nucleotides. Lineage: Eukaryota; Dinophyceae; Prorocentrales; Prorocentraceae. The record is from the annotation of a GenBank genome assembly.